This is a messenger RNA of Polychytrium aggregatum, 2063 nucleotides long. Its product is annotated as beta-lactamase/transpeptidase-like protein. The record is from RefSeq and is a predicted model, not a curated record. The transcript is spliced from 4 exons. Bases 105 to 2036 code for a protein of 643 amino acids. Lineage: Eukaryota; Fungi; Chytridiomycota; Chytridiomycetes; Polychytriales.
AUCACCAGCAGCAAGACCCCCCCCCGCUUUGCCACUGUCUCUCACUCCUCCCAGCGAUCUUUCGCACCCACUUCAUUCUUUCGCUUCCAGCUUGAUCUUGCGGGAUGUCGUCAGCCACCGAUCCCAAAAAGCCCGAUGGCGAUUCCUCGGCCCCAGUCCCGGCCGAAUCGGCAAAGUCCAGCGGCCCCACCGACCAAGAGAAAUGGGAGUUUUACUCAGCCCAGUUCAUGGCCAUCCUGCUCGUCAUCCUCGUCGUCGUCGGCAAGGGUUUCAUCUCCUCGGGCGCCCAGCUGCCGGCUCUCUGCCGGUUCAUCGCCCUCCAGUGCCCGCCCUCGAUCCAGAAGCCGGUCAUCUAUGGCGGAGCCCUCCAGGGCUAUCAGGAGGUCGGCCAGGCCUUUGGCAUGACCUUCAAGAGCGGAGAAGAGCUGGGUGCCAGCUUUGCCGCCUUUGUCGGCGCAACCAUGGUCAUUCACGUCUGGAGCGGCCACCAGAACCGAUCGUACAAAGACGUCUUCACCAACUCCACCCUGGCUCCGCUCCAGAGCACCAGCCACAUCGCUACCAACCUCAUCGUCGCCCGCUUGGUUGACCAGGGCCUCCUGGACUUUGACGAGCGAAUCUCGGCCUACUGGCCCGAGUUUGCUCGCGGCAACAAGGAACAUGUUCUGCUGAAGGAUUUGAUGAGCCACCGUGCAGGCGUCGCCUUCUGGGAUCGCGAGCACGCUCUCAACUACGAAGACAACCUGCUCGAUUCCGACACUGUGGCCGCCCGGAUCGCGGGACAGCCCCACAACUUUGACGGCGAGCCGGUGGUGGCCUUCCAUGGAGUCACUCGCGACUACUACCUCAACGAAAUCGUCAAGCGAGUUCAUCCCAAGAACUACGAUCUGCGCCAGAUCAUGGACGAGGAAAUCAAUCCCCUCUUGCGCUCCCACUUCCAAUACGGCACCGAUCCCACUGGUUCCGUCAAGGACACCAAGAUCGCCACCCUGCAUGGCUAUCCUGCCGACCGUGCCACCGUGGCCUCGUUCUUCCCGCGGGUCAUUGGUGACUUUGUCCUGGACGAACCUAUGUCCCGCGCCGUCGGCAGCAUCCGCAAAAACACUUCCUCGGUCGCCUACAAGGCCCUCGUCGAAAGCUUGCCCACCAAGGCCGAUGCCGACCGGUCGCUCCCGGCUGUUUGGAACCAAGGCAGUGUCAACUGGAACAGCCACGUGAGCGGGUUUGCCGAGGCUCGCACGCUGUCGAUCUUUGGCGCCGUCAUGGCCAACAACGGCACGAUCGGUGUUAUCAAGUUUAUCAGCGCCGAGACCUUCUCGAAGUUGAUUGAGCUCCAGGAGAUCCAAAACGACGCCGUGCUCCAGCUGCCCGGUCGCCAGCUCGGCUACGUCGCCGGCGGCUUUGCCGUGACCAAGAAGUGGGUGGUUGAAGGCGAGCGAUGGUACGGCAACUUUGACUUGACGGGCACAUGCGUCUUCUGGAACCCGGAGCUGCGGCUGUCGUUCUCGUUCGUGACCAACUCGAUGCGCCUGGGCAACAUCGGCUUUGGCGACAAGCGCAUCCGCAAGAUCAUCCGGUCCUUUUCCGAGGCCGCUCGCGUCGAGACUGAGAAGUGGGCCAAGAAGAAGGCCGAGGAGGAUGAGCUCCUGGAGAAGGCGCGCCAACUCAACCGCGAGCAGAAGAAGAAAAACAAGAGCAAGAACAAGAACAAGAAGAAGGGGAAGAAGGUCCAGGCUGAGCAGGGCGAUGAAACUGCUGCUGCUGAUGCUACUGCUGUUGAUGCUGACGAGAGUGAUGCCGUCGCCGCCGAGAUCGCCCCCGAGGCUGUUCCUGAGACUGCUGCCGAGACCAGUGAAGCUGCUCCCGAGGGUGUAAGCCAUGAGCCUGCCGUCACAGACGGGCCUGGUGUCGCCAGCGUUCCAUCUGCCGAAACCCGUUCCACCGCUGCCACCGAGCCCGAAACCGAGUCCGAGACCGAAGCCGGUGCCAAGUCGCAGCCGCCUGUGCACCAGACCCACGAUGGCUCCGAGCUUUGAACCAACCCCCAUCUCGAAUCAGCGACG